Astrephomene gubernaculifera is the source of this 2715-nucleotide messenger RNA. Lineage: Eukaryota; Viridiplantae; Chlorophyta; Chlorophyceae; Chlamydomonadales; Astrephomenaceae. The record is from the annotation of a GenBank genome assembly.
AGCGGGUGGGACGGUAAUGAGGGCGGGUACGGGCUGUUGUACGGCAAGGGAGCUCGGGAGCCGCCUCGGCGCCGUACGACACCUCGGCUGGAUCCAGAUGUCAUUCUGGCGCUGACAGAGGCAGUUGAGGAGGACGAGGUGGUAGAGGAGGAGGAGGAGCCACCUGUGCAACCGCCAGGCGAAGAGACGCAGCAGCAGCAGCAACCGGCUGAGCAGGCGGCGACCACAGCAGCGCCUGCCGCAGGUACUGCCCCUGCCAUUGCCUCCGCUGGGGGCGAGGGUGAGGGUGACACCGCUGCAGCCGCCGCCGCCGCUGCUCCUGCCGGCGAGGGUCAGGAGGAGUCCGCCCCGCAGACCGCCGCGGCUGCAGACGCGCCGCUAGGAGGCCAGGAGGCAGCCCCCGCAGAAGCGGCGGAGGCAGGCCAACAGGCUGAGCAAAAGGAGCCCUCAGCGCAGCCUCAGCCCGCCCCUGCUCCUCUACCUCGGCAGCAGCAGCAGCCCCGGCGGCGGGUAGUGCGGCUGCUGCCGCUGGUGAAUGCGGACUACGACGAGCUGGCGGCGCAGCAGCUGCCGGGGCCGCCGCCCAAGCGCGCGAGGAGCCCCGUGCAUGGUCACGGCCGGCGGCCGGAGGGUGCUUCCCAGUUGUGGGACUCCGAGGACGGGUCCGGCCCGGGAGCAGGAGGCCGCGGUCAGGAACGAGAGCGAGAGCGCGGUCGGGACCGGGAACGAGAACGGGAUCGGGACCGAGGGGAGCGGGAUCGAGAUCACAAGGACUGGAGCCGUCGUGACCGGGACAGGGAUCGGGACAGGGACAGGGAACGGGAACGCGACCGGCGUCAGGGUUCCGGGGCAGGCGGCGGCGGUGCGGUUGGCGGCAUGCUUGCUCCGCCACCCAUGGUUCCCGUCAUGCCGCCCAUCGCCAUGGGUGGGGUGCUGCCGCAUGCCAUGGACCCGCGGGACAUGCUCGGACCCAUGGGUCACCUGGACAUGGGUGGCGAUGUUUACCUGGACGGCGGCGGGGGCGAUGGUGAUGACGACGAUGAUGCCAUGGAGGGAGGCCAGCCGGGGGUUGUCAUGGGCGGAGGUGCUGCUGGUGUUGCCAGCGUAGGCGGCGGAGGCGUGGGCGGAGGUGCCCGGGGCAUCACAAUAAAGUUGGAGAGCAUGCCGCCGCUGGCCGCAGUGCAGCAGCUACCCGGGUCGCCUUUCAGGCGGUUUGGCAGCGGAGAUGGCAGCGGCCGCAGGCCCGAGGUGCUUGGCGGGCAGGGGGGCCCAGGGGUGGCCCCGAAGCUGGAGCAGGAGCAAGCGCCAAAGGGGUGGAACCCCCUCGACGAGGCGGCUGCUUACGGGGAUUUCGGCGGCGGCGGCGACUACUACAUGGACGACGGCUACGGCAAUGAAGACGACGAGGCGUCUUUGGACGAGCAGAAGCAGCAGGCGCAUGCCAAUGAGGACCAACAGCAGGCGCAGGUGCAGCAGGUGCAGCCACAACAACAACAGGAGCCUACCGCCAUGCCCUCGCUGCUGCCACAACCCGACGAGGGCGGCUCCGUCCAUACUCGCACCAAUCCGGUCAAGGACGAGGGCCGCUCGCAUGCGGCGGCUGGCGCGGAGGACGUCACCACGUCAACUGCGGCAGCAACAGCGGCGACCGGAGCUGCAGCGGGCGGCCCUUCUGGAGGUGCAGCGCCGCGCAGCGGAGGCGCCGGCCUAGAAGACGAGGGCACAGGCGACGCCGAUUUCGCCUUCCAUGGCGGUUCCGCUGCCGGUGGUGGCUCCAUGAGUGUGCUGGACUUGCUGAACCCCAUGGCAGCCAUGGGGGGGCUGGCGGGCAUGGGCGCGCUGGGGCCCAUGGGUGCCCUGGGCGCCAUGCAGGGGCUCACCAUGCCUGGCCUGCUGCCCGGGAGCAUGCCGCCGCUGAUGGCAGGGGGCAUGCUGGGGCUCGGGUCGCUCAUGGGAGGGCCCGCACCGGCGGCGGGGGCAGCAGUCACCACGCCGGGAGGUGCAGGCACGGGAGCAGGAGGGGCUGCUGCAGUUGGUAGUGUGAAGACGGAGGGAUCCGGCGGACAGCGCUCAGGACGGGAGAGUGGGCGGCCGGAGAGGUCACAUGGCGCCCACCGCUCUCGCUCUAGGUCGCCGCGCGCCCGCCGCUCACGCUCACGUUCCCGGGAUCGCGCCACACGACGCGAGCGGCCCCGUAGUCGCAGCCGCGACCGGCGUGACAGGGACCGCCGCAGCCGUAGCCGCGAACGUGAGAGGGAUAGGGACCGGGAACGUGAGCGGGAGCGGGGAGGUGGGAAGGACCGUCGGCGGAGUCGUAGCCGUGAGCGAGAACGCCGCGACCGAGACAGGGACAGGGAGAAGGAUAGGCGUGACAGGGAUAGACGGUAAUGAAAGCUGCUAGGGUGUUGUGCCGGUGCUUGGGGCUUGUCACGUGAGCGCUGAGCUGCAGACUCGUUUUACCAACUUGGGCAAAAGCGUGGCUGUGCCAUGAAUCGUAUCCCCGACGUGCUGUAGCGAAGUGUGACGUUGUAAGACGGUUACAUGCAUGCUCAAGUGUUAGGUUGUAAGUGGUUAUGCCUCGAGUCGAUGCCCGAGUAUCUAUACACCAUGCAACCGGAUAUGAAGAGAUACCAUGCGCAGAUAAGGCUACAUCGCUAAAAAAAGCUCUACUCGAUAAAUCGGCUUCCUUAAGUUAUGAAACAAAGCGCCUGGAAC